Molecule: messenger RNA, 6645 nt
Organism: Peniophora sp. CBMAI 1063
Lineage: Eukaryota; Fungi; Basidiomycota; Agaricomycetes; Russulales; Peniophoraceae
Source: the annotation of a GenBank genome assembly
AUGGCUCGGCAAGAUGGAGACAUACCACCCCGCCCCCGUCCUCGCUCAAGCACCAACUCCUUCACCUUCAGCUGGCGCCGCAAGCUCAACGAGCCCAGUCCUGCCGCCCCACCCGUGUCCAGCUCUCACGUGCAGGAGACGAGGACGUUACAGGAGAUCGUCGCGUCGCUGACACCCCCUGGCGUACUGUCCAGAGUCACUGCGCGGCAACUCGUCGAAGCGCUCAAAGUCGCCAAUAUACCCGGAAACACGCAAGGUCUCAUCAGCGUGUUGUCUUCUUUGUGCUGCAGCGAGCUCUCUGUCUUGAGGAUCGUCGGCUAUGAGGCGCUCUCUGCGUAUCUCGGCAACCCCUCAACGCCCCCUCUAUCCGAGCACGAGCGUUUUGUGCUCUUCUCGCUCUUCCCGUCUCCAGCGCCGCACUCCUGGAACUACGACGUCUGGGAGAAAGCGCAGCCGGCUCUCCAAGUGCUCACAAAAGACGGCGCGGAGGUCGUGGGAAUAGAGAUCCCCUUGCUGAGCCUGUUACGCUCCUGGAUCGAGGGUGCUGUAUUCGGCCUUCUCUCUCCCGAUAACAUCUCCGCGAGCGACCGCUCUCAACGCGAGAAGAGCGUAUUGAGCAUCUGCGAAUUUCUCACGCGCACGAUGACCGAAGCGAAGACCAUGGCGCGUCUCAGCGAGGAAGAGUCGACGAAUAUGCUGCAGUAUCUAGGCGACGUCGUCGAUAGGUCAUUGCUCAUACCGACCGAAGUGUUCGGCUCCCCUCCGCUACCAGCAGAGGCACAGACGCCCGUCACACCUGCGCGUCUGAUCCAUAGGCGCCAUCAUUCCUCGACGUCCAUAACGCAAGUGACCGCCUCCGGCUCUUCGACCACGCAUGCUCUCCGUCGGCCCUCGGACGUGACAGUUGACGUCUACCUCAAGCACCUCUCCUCCCAAAUGCGCUACAUGUCCCCCUCGCAUCUCAUGAUCAUGCUCCCCGUCCUCUUCCGCGCGCUCGCAUUCUACUCUUCGCCGCUCCCACGGUUGUCGCUCACCAAGAACAGCGACUUUGAUACGGAGCACGAGUUAGAGAGAAGGAUUGUCGAGCUUCUUCAUCCGUUAUUGAACGGCGCGUACUCGUCAACAUGCUUUGUCAUCAUGAAGCGCCAUACCCUGCCGGAAGUAUCUUUGGACGCGCGCGCCUCCGUCCAGACGUCUCUAGGAGCGUGUCGCGCGCUGCGCUUGUACUGGCGCAGAGCUCUAUGCGCCAGGCUAGCCCGCGCCCUACUCGCACGCGCCACGUCCGACAACUAUACCCCCUCUGGCGCACCGGGCGGCAUGGACAUUGACACUUCGCUCAUGGAACGCGCCUGGCAGAAAGACGAAGUCACGCGCGGCGAGCUUAACCGCGUCGGGCGCUUAUUCAGGCGCGCAUCGGAGGCGUGGGUCGGGCUUAACGCCGACGCCGGCUUCGCGAGCGGGAACUUGAGCGAGAGGGAGGAGGUGUUGUUGGAGAUCGCUGGUGCUGUCAGGGAUGUGUUUCAGGAGUAUGACCUGAGGGGCGAUUUGGAGGAUGUGGAUGAGGAGGAGAAGGGCGUCAUUGGGAGUAUCUUGGGGUCUUUAACGGAUUUCGUCCAUCCGCUUCAGGUGGAGAACGGCACACCCUACAUCCUCCCGCUCUCGCACUACAACGACGGAUCAACACCUUUCCUCCGCGUCCUCUCAUACCUCCUCUCCCGGGACCACAAAACAACACCAACGACACCUCCACUAACAUCCAUCCUCCUCUCUAUAUCCGACCACCUCUCAGACCUCUCUACAUCUCGCACAAUCGAAACCAUGCUCAAACGCGGCGACCUCUCACCCAUCUCAAUGGACUGGAUAACCCACUGGGCCAUCAUAUUCAACAAACCCGAACUCUCGUCCUCCUCUCGACCAAUGACGCGCCUCUCGAUUCUAGACGCCAUGCAAAACGUCUUCCAAUCCGUCCGCGACGUACCCGUACACCGCGUGCCAUUCGUAGACGUCAUACUGGCCAGCUGCCAGGCGCACGAGGUCGAGAAGGAUAGAGAUGGGUAUGAGGUCGUGUGGCAUGUGCUGGCGGACGAGAUGAUCAUGAGGUUGAGCGAGGCGCAGGAGUUGGUCUGGAAUGAGGAGGCGGAUGCGGGUGCGGAGGGCAGCGAGACGGUUGGGCCGCCUAGUGCGCAGACGGCGCUUGAUGCGGAGACGGUCACUGCCGACGCAGAUACGGCCAUCGCUGAGCCGGUGGAGAUUGAGACGGUCGCUGAGCCUGAAGCCAUCGCUGAGCUGGAACCCGAAGCACACGUCGAUUUUGAAGCAGAUCCUGAAGUGGACGCUGAGCCCGAAGUGGAUGCCGAAUCUGGUGCAAGCGCCGAACCUGAAGAGGACGUUGUACCCGAAGCUAUCGCUGAACCCGAAGUCGACGCAGAGCCAAGUGUCGAACCGGGCGAUGAUACCACGGAAGCCGCUGACCCUGAGCUCGCCGACGAGUCAACGGCUGUAGACGUCGAGCCUGAGGCAGAAUCGGAUGAGCCGCCACCCGAAGAGGUUGAGACACCCGCGGAGGCGGAGGAGGCGUCAGCUGUUGAUGAUGAUGAUGGCGCGGGCGCGGGCGCUGAUGUGGGCGAAGUGGCGGAAGGAGCGCCUGAUGCGGAUGGCGCGGAAACUCAUGCGCCGAUCGGAGCGGAGCAUGCUGAGGAACCGGUUGAGGAAGGCGAGGGCAUUGGUGGCGAGACGGAAGAACCCGCAUCCGCGGAUGAGGGGGUCGAGGGGGACGGGGAGCCACCGACGGAAGAGUCGGAAGAGAGAGAUGAAGAAGUAGAAGCUCCUGUGGAGACUGCGGAUGGUGCAGAGGAAGAUGCAGAGGGAGUGGUGCCAGAGGAUGGAGAAGCCGUCGCUGCAGAGGAUGACACGCUUGUGGCGGCAGUUGAUGAGGAUGCGGUAGCGGCAGGAGCGGGUGAUGAAGAUGCAGAAGACGGUGAAGGUCAAGACACCGCGGCGGAGGGUGGGGAGGCAGUAGAGGUGGAGGUGGAUACGACUGGUGUUGAUGCUGAGGUGGAACCUGGUGUGGAUGAAGGGGGCGAUGUGGAGGAAGAGGGCGUAGAUGAAGCGCAUGAGCCUGACGUCGAAGGAGAUGACGCCACUGCUCUUGAUGCCGAGGAAGUGGCCGAAGGAAGCGGCGAGGCUGUUGAGGACGUCGAGGAUGCGACCGAAGAGGGUGGCGAGGUCGUUGAAGAGGGCGGCGAGGCGGUCGAAGCGGGUGACGCAGGUGAAGCGACGAGCGAUGAAGUCGUUGAGCAGGAGCAAAGUGUCGAGGCAAUUCCCGAUGCAACUGCUGAUGUGACCGAGGGAGGCACGCUGGAGACUGAAGAAGCUGCCGUACCCGAUGCUGAAGAGCAACUCCCAAACGACGCAGCUGUUAUAGCAGGUUCGGACGCGGACGAGGCCGUAAUCAUCGAGGACGAAGCCAACGCCGAAACGUCAAUCUCGCCAGAGGACCACCGUGUCGAAGAAGACCUACGCCCUGAGGUUGCUGUCGAAGCUGAGUCCGUAGGAACCAAAGCUACCGCAGCUGCUCUCCAUUUCGUGGACUCUGUCCUCGAUCUUCUAUCUGGCAUUGCCAUCAAUGCCGAGGAUGAUGAGCCCGAACCCCUCUCGGCUGUCAGUCCUUCUUCGGCCCCUCACUCCAACCCCUUCUCCCGUGCACACUCGGAGUACUCUCCGCCCGUACGAGAGAAGGAACCCGGACUCAUGUCGCUCUUGUCCGCGUUCACCUCAGGCGGCAAUAGCCGCUCACAGUCGCAGCAAACCCCUCGUUCAGAUGACACUAUCUCGGUGGCAGAGACGACGCCCGUUCCGGACACCGUUGUGCCUGCGGCUGUUGGAGCUGUGGUCACCCUCAUCCACAUCUUCAGCCAGUUGGCCUUUACUCCCUACGCGACAUCAGAGCAGAGCAAAGCUGUCGCCAUCAGGAUAUUCAAGACAUUCGUCGAGAUGCUGCGAAGGGCCAAAUCUUCGCGCGUUAGGCUUACCGUCUUGCAGUUCUUCUUUCGGCUGAGGGUUGACCGGGACCAUCGCUUGUUCACCGUGUAUGAACGCUACGAUCGACUGGGCCACAUUGCGUCUAUCGCAGCCAUCAUCCAACGUACAGAACCUGUGCCUGGAUCCGUACCCGCAGAGCUCGUGGCGCCACAGCCUGAGGAGGAUGUAUCGAUCGCGGCGGCUACAAGGGCAAGAGCGUUGCAGCGCGAUGGCCGACGAGCGUCUCGUGGUCGGGAUCGGCCGGAUAGAUCGGCGUCUAGCCGUAGUCGCUCCCGCGUAGCUUCCAGACUCAUGUCGCCCACCGAGGUCGCUGCUCCGACGGACCCAGCGUUUCGCAAACCUUUGUGGCGUGUGCCCGAAGCUCUCCCGUUCAAGAUACCUGAGUCCGACACGCCGAGCGAUGGCUUGAUGUCCUACGAUCCAGAGACAUCGAACAACGGUCUGGUCCUUCCGACGUCCAGCAUGCUGCACAUCUUCAUCGAGAUCCUUCGCUCAGAGAGUGAUUGGGAUAUCAUGGCCUAUGUUCUUUGCCAUCUGCCCACGCUUCUAGCAAAUAAGCAUCUGUUCUGCGGUCCCAAAUCCCGCCAGGCCAUUACCAUCCUUCUGGAAACCCUCUGCAACGGCAUCUUGAAUGGGGAGCUCGGGAAAUCCAUCGCCCAGUGGCCGCUGAGCCUGCGUCCUCGAGACGCCCAGGGGCUCGCUUUCCAUACGCUGUCGGUCCUCAUCAGCUAUCGCGACUGCUUUCUUGCGCAGCAGCGACACGUCUUGGUUCAGGUUCUCAUGUCUGGCCUCAGCGCUCAGUUGUCAACCGUGAAAGCUUGCAUUCAAGCGCUAUCCAUCGCAGCCUUUGAACUUCAAUCCUCCGUCCGCCGCUUCCUGCCCGAGAUCCUCACCAAGCUCUCGCAGAUCAUGACCAAUGCAUCCAUCGCAACGCAUAUCAUUGAUUUCUUGGCCAUCGUCGGCUCCCAACCAUCUCUUUACGCCAACUUCAUCGAGGGCGACUUCAAGAUGGUAUUUGGUGUUGCGUUACAGUACCUGCGUCUACACAAUCGUCCGGAUUCUCCCGAGAGCACAUCCGUACUGUCGCAGCACGUGCGCCUUAUGUCCUUCUCCAUCGUCUACACUUGGUUCCUCGCUGUCAAACUUGCGGAUCGACCGAAGCACGUGAAGUAUAUCACUCGGCAGCUGCUACUUGCCAAUGAAGGACGAGACGAUGUCGACGAGCCGACGGAGGUCUGCUUCGACUGGCUCGCACGCUACACGUACAGCAGCGGCGAUCCACGGCCGGCAAGCUCGAUGCUCAGCGAGGUCAUCAUGAAGCCAAACUUCGACGUCCCUCAGUCCGAUGUUGUAGCGGAGAAAGCCUGGAUUAUUGGAAACGCCCUUGUCAGCAUUCGCGCAUUGACCAAGCUCGGGUGGCUUGAAGUCAGCGCACGCCGUCCAUCAGGCUUGACGCGCUUCUUGGCCCGCGUCGAGAAUAUCCCGAUGGUUGGACCGGGUGAGGUGGAUCCUGACUCUGUCUCUGUACCUGCCAUCCUUGCGAUGGAUCGUGAGUCGGGCGGGGAAGAGGAUGUGUUGUAUCAGGAAGUCAUGAACACGAUCUUCCCGCCUCCAACUCAAGACGCGGCAGAUGAGGAAACCCCUCCACGACCCGAUCCCAUCACUGGAUAUGUGUGGCAGGGUACUGCGCCGUCCCAGCGGCGAAAGGAGGUUGCCAUCGACCCGUCCUUCUUUGCCCUACAGCUUUCUUCGUAUCCUGGCUCGCGUCAGAAGACAAGAAUUCAGGACCUAUCUGCCGUCCCGUCCUUCCUACGGACCUUCGAUCGCAUGCCCGUGAUCGACACGCACAAAGUCGGCAUCUUAUACGUUGCGCCCGGUCAGUCUACGGAGAUCGAGAUUCUCGGCAACGUCCACGGCUCUCCUGCCUAUACCAGGUUCCUCGAGGGGCUCGGUCGUCUUAUCAAUCUGCGCGGCCAGAAGGAUGUGUACGCAGGUGGUCUCGAUCCCGACGAGGACGGCGAGUACGCAUACGCGUUCUGGGACGACAUAGGACAAGUGCUCUACCAUACCGCUACGCUCAUGCCUAAUCAUGACUACGAUCCUCAAUUCAAUACGAAGAAGAGGCACAUCGGCAAUGACUUCGUACGAAUUGUCUGGAACGACUCGGGCACACCGUAUCGCUUCGACACACUGUCUACGCAGUUCCAGUUCUGCAAUAUCGUCAUCGAGCCGCAUUCGCUCGGCGCCAUUGCUGCGUUCUCGGACAGUCAGCACGCAAACGAAUAUUUCCGCGUGACGGUGCAACGUGCUCCGGACAUGCGGGACUUCGCGCCUCUCGGAGACUUCAAGCUCAUAUCGGCGCAGAACUUGCCUUUGCUCGUGCGCCAACUGAGUCUCCUUGCGGACUGGUACUCUUCUGUCUACCAGUACGUCAGCCGAGAACCCGGCCAGGAGAUGGAGACGAACUGGCGUUCUCGUCUGCGCGCUUUGAAGCGGUUCCGCACCAAGCAACAGGAUGCUCAAAAGCCCGCCGAGUCUGAGCAAGAGGCUAUCCACGGCAUCUUGGCGCAGGAGGCCGCCCGCGAUUUUACAUCGUUAUAUUAA